AUGAGCUUCGAGCACCGCAGGGACUGGAGCCGCGGCGGGGGAGGGGGCCCCCGGCCUUCCUCCUCCUCCGCGGGGGGACACGAAGGCCGAGGGGGCCGGGGGCGGCACCCCAGUCACCUCAAGGGCCGCGACAUCGGGCUGUGGUACGCGCGGAAGCAGAGCCAGAAAAGCAAAGAGCCCGACAGGCAGCAGAGAGCUGUGGUACGUAUGGAUGAACACAGGGAAGAACAGAUUGUACAGUUGCUGAAUACUGUCCAGACUAGAAAUGAAAAAGAACAAGAAUCUGUGUCAUGGUGGUCCGGUGAGGAAGAAGGUCAAGAGGUACCUGUAGAGAAACCAACCUUGGCGAAGACUUCUGUAAAGCGCAGACCAAUUUUGGAGAAAACAUUCCUAGAUCGAGAUUCAGAAUAUCUCUUUCAAGAAAAUGAGCCGGAUAUUGAUUUGAAUGAGAAAUUUAGAGAAGAGUUAAGAAAGAAGAAAUUUGAUCCUAGAUACAUUGAAAUGCAGAGAUUCCGAGAGAAACUUCCUUCAUAUGGGAUAAGAAGGGAACUAGUAACUGUGAUAAAUAAUAAUCAGGUGACUGUGAUCAGUGGUGAGACUGGUUGUGGAAAGACUACACAAGUUACUCAAUUCAUUCUGGAUGACUAUAUAGAGAGAGGGAAAGGAUCUGCUUGCAGGAUUGUAUGUACCCAACCUAGGAGGAUCAGUGCUAUCUCAGUGGCAGAGAGAGUUGCAGCUGAAAGGGCAGAAGUGUGUGGUAAUGGCAAGAGUACAGGAUACCAGAUUCGUCUCCAGAGUCGGUUACCAAGGAAACAAGGUUCCAUUUUGUACUGUACAACAGGAAUCGUCCUACAGUGGCUCCAGUCAGACAAGCAAUUGUCCAGUGUUAGUCAUGUUAUUCUUGAUGAAAUCCAUGAAAGAAAUCUUCAAUCAGAUGUCUUAAUGACUGUUAUUAAAGAUCUUCUAAAUGUUCGACCAGACCUGAAAGUAAUACUGAUGAGUGCUACUUUGAAUGCUGAGAAAUUUUCAGAAUAUUUUGACAAUUGUCCCAUGAUCCAUAUACCUGGAUUCACUUUCCCUGUUGUGGAAUAUCUUUUGGAAGACGUAAUUGAAAAGUUAAGAUAUACUCCAGAAGAUACAGAUUACAGACCACGGCGGAAGAAGGGCUUUAUGCAAGGACAGAUAAGCAGACCAGAAAAGGAAGAGAAGGAAGAAAUCUAUAGAGAACGAUGGCCAGAUUAUCUAAGGCAGCUGCGAGGAAGGUAUUCAGCAGGUACUAUAGAUGCAUUAGAAAUGAUGGAUGAUGACAAGAUUGAUCUUGACCUUAUAGCAGCACUUAUCAGACACAUUGUCCUAGAAGAAGAGGAUGGUGCAAUACUGGUGUUUCUCCCAGGCUGGGACAAUAUUAGCACUUUACAUGACCUCUUGAUGUCACAAGUCAUGUUUAAGUCAGAUAGGUUCAUUAUUAUACCUCUGCAUUCACUGAUGCCUACUGUUAACCAGACGCAGGUUUUCAAAAAGACCCCACCUGGAGUACGGAAAAUUGUAAUUGCUACCAACAUUGCAGAGACUAGCAUUACUAUCGAUGAUGUGGUAUACGUUAUAGAUGGAGGAAAAAUAAAAGAAACUCACUUUGAUACGCAGAACAACAUUAGCACAAUGGCAGCAGAGUGGGUUAGUAAAGCUAAUGCCAAACAAAGGAAAGGUCGAGCAGGAAGAGUCCAGCCGGGUCACUGUUAUCAUCUAUAUAAUGGUCUACGUGCCAGCCUAUUGGAUGAUUAUCAAUUACCGGAAAUCCUAAGGACACCUUUGGAAGAACUUUGUUUACAAAUCAAGAUUCUAAGGCUUGGUGGAAUUGCUUAUUUUCUGAGUAGGCUAAUGGAUCCACCAUCUCGUGAAGCUGUGAUGUUGUCCAUAAAUCAUCUAAUGGAACUGAAUGCUUUGGAUAGACAAGAAGAACUGACUCCAUUGGGUGUCCACUUGGCACGAUUGCCAGUUGAGCCACAUAUUGGAAAAAUGAUCCUCUUUGGAGCUUUAUUCUGUUGCUUAGAUCCAGUACUCACAAUUGCAGCCAGCCUCAGCUUCAAGGACCCCUUUGUGAUUCCACUGGGCAAAGAGAAAGUAGCAGAUGCAAGAAGAAAAGAAUUAUCAAAGAAUACUAAAAGUGACCAUCUAACUAUUGUGAAUGCUUUUGCAGGCUGGGAAGAGGUCCGGCGACGUGGUUUCAGAAGUGAAAAGGAUUAUUGCUGGGAGUAUUUUCUCUCUUCAAAUACACUUCAGAUGCUGCUUAACAUGAAAGGACAGUUUGCUGAACAUCUCCUUGCGGCUGGGUUUGUGAGUAGUAAAAACCCCCGAGAUCCCAAAUCUAAUACCAACUCAGAUAAUGAGAAGUUACUCAAAGCAGUCAUCUGUGCUGGUUUAUAUCCAAAAGUUGCGAAGAUCCGUAAAAGCUUUAGUAAAAAGAGAAAAAUGGUGAAAGUUUGCACCAAGACAGAUGGAACAGUUAACAUUCAUCCUAAAUCUGUUAACGUGGAAGAGACAGAAUUCCAUUAUAACUGGCUUGUGUAUCACUUAAAGAUGAGAACUAGCAGUAUUUACCUGUAUGAUUGUACAGAGGUCUCUCCAUACUGUCUUUUGUUCUUUGGAGGAGAUAUUUCCAUCCAGAAGGAUAAAGAUCAGGAUACCAUUGCAGUGGAUGAAUGGAUUGUCUUUGAGUCUCCAGCAAGGAUAGGAAAUCUAGUUAAGGAUUUAAGAGGAGAAUUGGAUGAUCUUCUACAAGAAAAAAUUGAAAACCCACACCCUGUGGACUGGAAUGACACUAAAUCCAGGGACACUGCAGUGCUGACAGCCAUUAUAGACCUAAUCACAACACAAGAGAAUGAAAGUCCCAGAAACUAUGCCUCUCGAUUUCAGAAUGAACGUUACAGUUGACACUAUUAUGUUGGUGUUUGAGAAGAUGACACUUUCACUUGUUUCCUUUUAUUUUAUAGCUUUUUGUCUAACUAGAUAAAAGACUUUUUAGGGCAACUCAGUAAUUCCACUCAUACUGAAGAGCAGUUAAUUUCAGUAGUUUAUAAUGGCUGUAGGUGCAUGGAUCCAAUGUUUAAUGUAGCUUUUUAAAUAUGACAGUGCAAUGCUGUCGGUGUCCAUUAGUGUAUGUGGUUUAUUUUGUCCUGUCUAUACUUGGCUUCUUUAUAACUGUAACUCUUUCAAGGAAAAGGUGUGUAAAAUUCAAAAUAUUGUGUUAUAUUGUACUAAUUCGUCAGAUGUUCCUGCUGUCCAUGGAAAAUAUCACAUUAAGGUUUUUUGGGGAAAAGUAAUCAGGUCUAGUUGAAAGGGGUUCAAACCAAGCAGCAUCUUUCUUUCAAAACUUUCAACUGAAAGUAACUAUUUCAUAUUUAAAUAUAAACUACCUCCAAUUUCUAGACAAAGCAGCUGUUAAAGUGUACAGUGGUAAGAAUCAAAAUAAUCUUCAGAACACUUUUCUCCCUCCUUCAUCCCAAUUAUUCCAUCACUCUUGCUUUUCCCUUUGUACCCAGUGAUCAGUAUUGACUGAAAUGUCAGAAUAAGGCAGUGACUUAUGGUAGAUAAAAAUCAUGGCAGGAAUAAGCUGUGCCAGAUUAGUUACGUUCUAAAUUUUCCUUUAGAAAAUGGAGUAAAUGUAAGGCAUACAUAAUGUUGCAUUAAAUGUUUUUUUGCUAAAGCUA
Molecule: messenger RNA, 3707 nt
Organism: Trachemys scripta elegans
Lineage: Eukaryota; Metazoa; Chordata; Testudines; Emydidae
Gene: DHX36
Product: DEAH-box helicase 36
Cellular component (GO): nucleus; intracellular anatomical structure; cytoplasm
Molecular function (GO): ATP binding; DNA helicase activity; G-quadruplex RNA binding
Source: RefSeq, a predicted model, not a curated record